This is a messenger RNA of Salarias fasciatus (jewelled blenny), 2541 nucleotides long. It is a transcript of the gene slc47a3, whose product is annotated as solute carrier family 47 member 3. The record is from RefSeq and is a predicted model, not a curated record. The transcript has 17 exons. The coding region runs from base 237 to 1889 and encodes 550 amino acids. NCBI's taxonomy places the organism in Eukaryota, Metazoa, Chordata, Actinopteri, Blenniiformes, Blenniidae. Gene Ontology annotation, biological process: xenobiotic detoxification by transmembrane export across the plasma membrane. Gene Ontology annotation, cellular component: membrane. Gene Ontology annotation, molecular function: xenobiotic transmembrane transporter activity; antiporter activity.
GUGUGUGUGUGUGUGUGUGUGUGUGUGUGUGUGUGUGUGUGUGUGUGUGUGUGUGUGUGUGUGUGGAGGUGUAAUCCGUUCCUGACCAGCUGACGCACACAGGAAGUGAGUGACUGACCACGUGGCUCCUGUCGAAGCGGGGUAACAUUCGCUCCACAGUCAGAGAUCCGGACCGGCCCGAGCUGCGUCCUCACAGCCCUCCAGGGAGAACCAAACACUCACACGCCGUCUGAAGGAUGGAGGCAGGAGGCCAGAGCCCCGCUCAGUGCUGCCGGACGGAGGCGCCUGUGUUCAGGAGGAUCCGCGCUUUGCUCCCCGUCGGCUCUAAAGCUGAACUCACGGAGCUGUCCAAACUGUCCGGACCACUGAUUUUAGCCCAGCUCAUGAUUUACGGUGUGAGUCUGUUCAGCACUAUUUUCUGUGGCCACCUGGGAAAGGAGGAGCUGGCAGGAGUCUCUAUAGCCAUUUCUGUCAUCAAUGUGACAGGCAUCUCCAUCGGAAUAGGCCUGGCUUCAGCGUGUGACACUCUGAUUUCACAGACCUACGGAAGUGGAAACCUUCUGAGAGUUGGAGUUAUCAUUCAGCGAGCCGUCCUCAUUUUGCUUCUGGCAUGUUUUCCCUGCUGGGCAAUCCUCAUCAACACCGAGUCAAUCCUGCUCAUAGUCAGACAGGACCCCAAAGUGGCGAGGAUUUCUCAGCUGUACGUGAAGAUCUUUAUGCCGGCUCUUCCUGCUUCAUUUAUGUAUUCACUGGAAUCCAGAUAUUUGCAAAACCAGGGUGUCGUUUAUCCACUAGUAAUCACGGGCUUUCUGGUCAACCUGCUUAACGUGCUCAUCAACUACAUUCUUCUCUUCGUUUUUGAUCUGGGAGUAGCAGGCUCGGCUAUCGCCAACGCCGUGUCACAGUUCUCCAUGGCUGGGAGCCUCCACGCUUACGUCAUGUGGAAAGGUCUCUAUAAAACCACCUGGGGAGGCUGGUCCCAGCAGUGUCUGCAGGACUGGGGCUCGUACGCCCGGCUGGCCAUCCCCGGGAUGGUCAUGCUGUGUGCCGAGUGGUGGUCGUAUGAGAUCGGGAGCUUCCUAGCAGGGAUCAUCAGUGAGGUGGAGCUCGGGGCUCAGUCUGUCGUAUUUCAGCUCGCCAACAUUGCAUACAUGUGUCCGAUGGGUUUUGGCAUCGCUGGCUGUGUGAGAGUGGGGAACGCUUUGGGCGCCGGACAGACUGAACAGGCCAAACUCUCCGCCAAGAUGACGCUGCUCAGUGCAGGCUCAAUCGCUGUCUGUUUCGCAAUACUCUUUGGAAGCCUGAAAGAGCACAUCUCCUACAUCUUCACAUACGAUGAACAAAUUCGGAAAAGAGUUGCUGAGGUGAUGUCCUUCUAUGCUGUCUUCCUCUUCGUCGAUGGGUUAUCUGCGGCCUCUAGUGGUGUUAUAAGAGGAGCUGGUAAACAGAAAGUUGGAGCUUUUUGCAUCGUUGUGGGGUAUUACGCCUUGGGUCUUCCCACCGGGAUCAUACUGAUGUUUGUGGCCAAAUUAGGAAUCUUAGGUCUGUGGAUCGGGAUGCUGAUCUGCGCCUCCCUUCAGUGCUCGUUUCUGAUCACCUAUCUGAUGAGAAUGAACUGGAAUAACGCCACAGUCGAGGCUAAGAUCAGAGCAGGAGUGAGUGUGAGCGCCACAGACUCGGGUCCAGAACCAGAAGAUCAAGACGAUCUGCAGAACCAGACCGACGUCAGUGAGCUGAUCGACAUGGAGGAAACCGCCAUGAAAUCAGCGGCGCACCCGCUCGCUUUCAGGAUGGUGGUUCUGCGCCGGAGCCUCACUCUGGCCGCCAUGCUGUCUUUCUUGCUUUCUGGUAUCAUUUUGAGCUUGAUAAUUCCAAACUUAAUUACAUGACAGUGAGUGCAGUUUUUAGCGGGGUAACUUUUCGGCGGUACGAUUCCUUGCGGGUGUUUGCUUUGCAGCAGCCCGAGCAGGACAGCAGGCAUGCAAACAUGCAAAGGAGCAAAAGAUGAGGGGCACCAAGUCAGCGAAGCAGUUUAGGAUCAACUGAAUAAUCUCUGAACGCAAUCAUAAGAUACCCAAACAAAGCAUUCAGUGGUAAACUGAAGGAAACACAAGCAUGUGGGAAGUCGUGGCGAAGGCUCUGUUUCCUGACCACAGUAGUGUUUGACCUAUUUAUCAAUCAGCUGCACUAACUGGGAAUGGGAGAGGUUUAUGUUAAGAAUAUGAAUGUGAAACACUGUACACGUCAGUAAUGUGAAGGAAAACUCCUGCAGAUGGGAAGAGUGACUCUUAUUUAAUACACUUUUUUGGCAAAUAACAUGAUUUGAAUCCACAGUCAAUGAAGUGAAGGCACUCUUUUAAGUGUGAGCAUUUAGUCCAUGUAUAAUUUAUUAAAAAAAAAAAAGGAGAUAGUUAAUUGUCAAAUUGUUACCACAGUGCAGUGCAAAAUAUAAUUCACAAUACUUUUGAAUUAAAAUGUUCAAAUUUGUAAUUUUUUUUUUAAAGUGUCCUGUAAAGAAUUAAAAUGUUCAUCUAUAAGUAA